Messenger RNA from Colletotrichum abscissum, 216 nucleotides. RefSeq lists its product as uncharacterized. The record is from RefSeq and is a predicted model, not a curated record. The coding region runs from base 1 to 216 and encodes 71 amino acids. The transcript has 2 exons. NCBI's taxonomy places the organism in Eukaryota, Fungi, Ascomycota, Sordariomycetes, Glomerellales, Glomerellaceae.
AUGCGUUUCUUCGUUCUCGUCGCGCUCGCUACCACUGCCCUUGCAGUCGCUCUGCCCGAGCCCCAGAAGUGCAACCCAAGCAUCAACUGCUGCACUUACACCGAGACAGCAUGCAACAACCGUGGCGACGCCUGCACAGCGACCUGCAAUGGCCAAAAGCGCAGUGGUUCCUGCAAUGACUUGGGCAGCGGCUCCCUCUCAUGCGAUGCUGCUUAG